AUGACAAAAGCCGACAACACGAGCAACGCAGAGAAAAAUAAAGCUUCUGACUCCUAUUCACAGUUUACGGCCAUCUUGCUGGACUUGUUCACAGUCUUAGAACAUACCGACAAGGAAAUUGUAUCGCUGGUCGUUUUGCCUUUAGAUUUCUACGAACCACAACCUUCGGAAAUCUUACAAUCACUUCGAAAACACGAUUCCAAAGAGCAUUCUACAAGUAUUCAACAAAAAUAUCAAGAUGGGAAAUACGACUCCAAUCCGUAUGCACUUUUCCACGAUAUAAAAGUUGCUUGCUCGGUAUUGAUAAGCAAAGAGUCGCCGCAGUCUUAUAGAUACAAGGAGGUGGAUUUUUUUUACAAAUUCAGCACCGAGUUGUUGUUGAGGGAAACUGGUAACUUGGUGCAAAUUAUUACAACACAAUCCAACAGAUCAGAUUUGAAGAAUGAACUUGAAUCACACAUCGAAGAGGAGUUUGAUAAAAUCAUCUCCGAUUACUCAUUAAGCAAUGGUGAAAUCAUCACUUAUAUGCAAAAGAUAGAAGAAAAACAAGACCCACAAAAUCUGGGCAAUAUUUAUGAUCCUAAUCAUCAUCAUCAUCAUCAUCUUCAUAGCAAUCACCAGCACCUGAACCAACUGCAAAUUGCUAGACAAAAAGUUCAACCUUUGUUUACUUCAGUUUUGAACAAGUCAAGUUUGGACCAAACUCCUACGUUGAUCAAAGAGCCAUAUGGCGUGGCCAAAGUGGUACCCAGCGUUAAAGAUACAAGAACCAAUUCAACUCUAGAAAGUCUAUCACCGAUUACUGGGGUCAUCCCAUCUCCUUUAGAACAACCCACUAAUAUUUUACACGACUUUUUCCAUCCUACAUGGUACACAGUUGCUAUGCCAACAUGGUUGACCUACAAAGCUAUUGCAUUACAGCCAAAAAAUGUCUCCUACUACCAAAAAGAUGGAUUAAAUGAAUUACCACAGUUGAGCAUAUUACAACAACCAGGAAAUGCUUCUGCUUCUGUUUCUGUUUCUGCCUCUGCCUCUGCUUCUGCCGCUGUCGCAGCUACAACAGUAGCAACAACAGGCCCAAUCUGGGGGUCCGGUAACAAUUUCCGUUCUUUUGCUCCUCAAGUUGAUACUAGAGCAUCGAUUGUUGCAGAUAAGAUAAAGUCCAACAUCUGGUUGAGUCAUAUUGGCAAUGCAGCAAUUGAAAGACUCAAAGCACAAUUUGUGAAUGAAGUUCCACGCGUUGAGUCACAAAGUAAAAAUAUUCAACUUGCGACUAAGACAGCGGAGGGUACGGAUAAUCAAUUAGAGAGCACAGCCAUCAAAGAUGACGUUGAAACAAAAGGAAAUAUGGAACAUGAUAAUCAGGAAGGUGAAAGUGAAAAAAAGAUGGAAUCAAUCGAGGGAGAUUCGAAACAUGAAGUCAAUCUUGCCAAUCUUAUCAAGUGGGAUCCUACUUCUGUAGAUGAACUUGAAUAUUUGAAAAGCCACAAAAAAGAUUUACUUUCACCUCAGAAAUUGCAAAAGUUGAUAUCCAUUUCGCUCCUUAAGAUGAAUGCUUUGCGUCAAGAAAGGUAUUUUAAAAGCGAUGUUAGAAAUCCACUGCCUCCAGAUCGUCAAGAAAUUCAGUUAUACAAGAGAGUUCAAGAGUUGAUCCUAUUAGCUGUUAGACUUUACAAAGUCAAUCCAGGAGAUUUUAGUUUCAAAUUUAGUCAAAGAAUUCCGGUAUUGGUGAGCGAAUAUAGUGGAGUAUUACCAGGGGUAGCCCCUAAUAAAGUUUCGUCAGGUAGCAAUACUUUACACUCAGGCAGGUCGUCAGGGCGCGGACCUAAUAGCACGCGUGGGAAAAAAGCAAGGUAUCAACAUUAG
Lodderomyces elongisporus is the source of this 1866-nucleotide messenger RNA. RefSeq lists its product as uncharacterized. The record is from RefSeq and is a predicted model, not a curated record. The coding region runs from base 1 to 1866 and encodes 621 amino acids. The transcript is spliced from 2 exons. Lineage: Eukaryota; Fungi; Ascomycota; Pichiomycetes; Serinales; Debaryomycetaceae.